Molecule: messenger RNA, 6311 nt
Organism: Falco peregrinus (peregrine falcon)
Lineage: Eukaryota; Metazoa; Chordata; Aves; Falconiformes; Falconidae
Gene: TIMM9
Product: translocase of inner mitochondrial membrane 9
Exons: 4
Coding region: 5646-5915 (89 amino acids)
Source: RefSeq, a predicted model, not a curated record
GAGCUGUGCCGCGCUCGGCGGGGAGGCAGGGCCGGAGGGCGAUAAAGGUGCCGCGGGUGCCGGAGAGUCCGUCCCUUCCCGGGAGCCAUCCUGGUGCCGGGGCCUUUCCCUCGGCCCGGAUGGGGGGAGGGGGCGCGCUCGGGUACCGCCAGCGGCCUGGCGGGCGCCGGGUCUGCGGGCCGAGGUUGGGCUCGGCUCUCCCUGGGCAAAGGAACUCAAGGUGCCCUUGUAAGUAAGGAGCGGAGGGUGUAGGUAAAAAAGAAACAAAAACCGAACUACUGUGAAAUUCCAUUAUCUCAAACCACUCCAGCACAGGGGUUGAUUUUAUUGGGUCAAAAGUAUCAGCCAGGCCUAACCUAACUUAAAUAGGAGCACACUUCUGGAAAAAUAUGUUUUCUCCCAAGGUAGAUGCCCUUGCAUGUGUUCAGUCUGCACAGUGAGGCCCUUGGGCUGUCUGAUUUCAGACAUUGUUAAUUCAUCUUUGGCCUUAGGAGGCCUUUUACCAUUGAGCCCUUUUUUUUCUUUCUUUUUUUUUUUUUUCUUUCAGAGCAGGGUCUAGCUCACAGCUAUGAGAUCAUGCAUUAUAAUAACCUGUGCACCUGGUACGCCUUCCAAUCCAGCCACCUUCAGACCAGCCCCUUUCGUAUCUCACCAUGUGCCUCUGAAGGCUGACCAUAGUGUGCAGAGGAAGAAGGAAACCUUUCUGUAACUGCGUUGCAAGCAGCAGCCCAAAGGAAAGCAGCUCCAGGAGCAGGGAGAGCCCAGGUUCUGCCUUCCCGGCAGGACAGGGCUGCUGCUACCACCUUGCUGGGCUGGUGCCGAAUGAGAGUGUUGGCCACUCAGGCACGUGGCACCAGGCGUUCAGUGUUAAAUUGCCUCUUGCCCUGAAUUUUACGUGAUUAGUUUAGCAGCCUGCUUGUUUCAUAGGUGUUCAUAGUUUGAUUAGAUUCAGUAAAAGAGCCCUUUAAAUCAGUGAGGUUUUUAAAAUGUGACGUCAGUCAAGUUCUAGCCUAGUAAUUUCCAACAAUAUCUGGACACAUUUCUUUGACUUGAUAUUUUUGUUUAUCUUUUCCUUUUUAUGCACAUGCAGAAACACUUGAGUGGUGUUCUGUGUGUACAAUUGGAAGGGAAGGCUUAAAAAGAAUCAUGGCCAUCUAUGUAUAGAAUAAGUCAUACCUACACCUAAUUCAGACUUGUUAAUCAGGAUAACAAGCGUGUAGGAUUUACGGUGUCUCUCCUUAGCCCUUCUCCCCCGGUAAAAUGUAGCUCCUUACAAAAAUGUUGAAAAAAACCCAAAAUACAGGGUUUGUUUAGUUUCCAUGGGAAAGGAUACUGUUGACUCAAGGUUAGGUAAUAGACACCGAUGUUGAUUACAUCAGUGGAAAAAAACCACCUUCACUGCAUUUUAUAGUGCAUGCUUCACCUGUAAUAGCUCCAGGCUGUUCAGUGGAUGGAGGUUUUUCAGCCACCCGGCAAUAUAUUUAUAAUAAUCAAAAGCUCCAUUCCAGUUAUUAGCGCUUAGGAGUUGAAUUCACAAGCCCUCUGCCUCUGAAGGUCCAGAGGUCCAGCUGGGGAGGCUGUAUUCCCACAGAUAAGUUUUAGAAGAGUUCUGACAUCCUAAUUCUGGCUCCUCUUCCUCCUGCCAUGGAAGCAGGUGAUUGACACAGGUUAGCUAGGAACCCUUAACCUUAAUCACUGUUUUUAUUUAAUAAAGUAGCUUCACCUUUUAAAAAAAGCUGUCAUUCUGUAGUGAUUUCAUGUUUCUGUGGCAAUGGGAGUGGCAGCUGCAGCAGAAGCAAAUAUUAGAAGUGUUUUCCACAUUCUAAAACAGGGCUGGGAUCUGGAAUGGACCUUGCACAGAGAAUUGGUUUGAGUAAGUCUUUAUUAUCUUUGGAAAGAGGAUGGCAAAUCCAUUAUGCCUAACCAUGAGAAAUCUAAAACCUUAAGUUAUCCUUAACUGCUAAUUUUGCUCAGAGAGGCUUAUCUUAAAAGAAUUCUCUUUAGAACAUCAAAAUGUAUUUGGAAGAGCUCCAGGCCCCUUCAGGAAGGGAGAUUUCCCAGCUGUUGCUACUUUCCUGGUGAAUCAGCAUGUCCAGACCGUGUGACCCUUGUUGCAGAGGUUUAUUCAGAGAUACUUGCUUCCUUCAGUGUGACAUGUUUAAAAGUGCAAUACUGAAUUUUCAAAUUACAUUUACCCCAGAGGAAACAAAUCCAGGCUCCAUAGGCUUAAACCUGAAGCAUGGUGGAGUUGUUCGAGCAGCAGUGUAACAUCUGUGCUGUGUUAGUCAAGGUGCCCAGCCCCAUAAUGGGCUUCUCCAUCCCCCGUUUGGUUUUUUUUUUCUUGUUUCACAGGCUGAAGGGAAAGGGGACAAACAAGAAAACUUGAAAUUAGGUAUUUCACAGAAUCAGAGAAUGGUUUGGGUUGGAAACGACCUUAAAGACCACCUAGUUCCAACCCCUCUGCCAUGAGCAGGGACACCUUCCACUAGCCCAGGUUCCUCCAAGCCCUGUCCAACCUGGUCUUGAGCACUUCCAGGGAUGGGGCAGCCACAGCUGUUCUGGGCAACCUCUUCCAGUGCCUCAGAAUUUCUUCCUAAUAUCUAAUCUAAAUCUACCCUCUUUCAAUUGAAAGUCAUUCCCCCUUGUCCUAUAACUACCUGCCCUUGUAAAAAGUCCCUCAGCUUUCUUGUCAGCCCCUUUAGGUACUCGAAGGCUGCUAUAAGGUCCCUCUGGAGCCUUCUCUUCUCUAGGCUGAACAGCCCCAACUCUCUCAUCCAGUCUUCACAGGAGAGGUGCUUCACCAGAGUGGAGUACAGGGGGAGCAUCCCAUCCCUCGACCUGCUGGCCACGCUGCUCUGCUGCAGCUCUAGAUUUGAUUGGCUUUCUGGGCUGCAAGCACACAUUGCUGGGCCAUGCUGAGCUCCUCAUCAACCAGCACCCCCAAGUCCUCCUCCUUCGGGCUGCUCUCAAUCCAUUCUCUGCCCAGCCUGUGUCUGUGCUUGGGAUUGCCCCAAGCCACGUGCAGGACCUUGCACUUGGCCUUGUUGAACUUCAUAAGGCUCACAUGGGCCCACCUCUCAGGGCUGUUGAGGUCCCUCUGGAUUGCAUCUCUGCCUUCCAGCAUGUUGACUGCAUCACUUGGCUUCAUGUCGUUGGCAAACUUGCUGAGGGUGCACUUGAUCCCAGCAUCCAUGUGGUUGACGAGGACAUUAAACAGUGCCAGUCCCCAUACUGACCUCCGAGGAAUAUUUGUCACUAGUUUCCACUUGGACGUUGAGACAUUGAGUGCAGCUCUUUGAGUGUGACCAUCCAGCCAAUUCCUUAUCCACUGGGUGGUCCAUCUAUCAAAUCCAUGUCUCCAGUUUAGAGACAAGGAUGACAUGUGGGACAGCGUCAGAUGCUCUGUACAGGUCAGGUAUAUGACAUCAGUUCCUCUUCCCUCGUCCACCAACGCUGUAACCCCAUUGUAGAAGGCCACCAAAUUUGUCAAGCACAGUUUAUCCUUAGUGAAGCCAUGUUGGUUGUCACCAAUCACCUAUUUUUUUCCACGUGCCUUAGUACGGUUUUCAGGAGGAUCUGCUCCAUGAUCUUGCUGGGCACUGAGGUGGGACUGAGCAGCCUAUAGUUCCCCAGGUCUUCUUUAUUUCCCUUUUUAAAAAGGGAGGUUACGUUUCCCCUUUUCCAGUCAGUGGGAACUUCACCAGACUGCCACAACUUUUCAAAUAUAAUGGAUUGUGGCUUCGCCACUUCACACCCCAGUUCCCUCGUGACCUGUGAAUGCAUCUCAUCAGGUCCUAUGGACUUGUGCACCUCCAGGUUACUUAGAUGUUCUUGAACCUGGUUUUCUCCUACAGCAGGCAGUUCUUCAUUCUCCCAGUCCCUUGCCUUUGCCUUCUGCAACUUGGCCUGUAUGGCUGGAGCACUUAAAAAGACUUUAGGAAUAAACCUGAUAUCCCCAUUUCAGGGAACGCUCAGGUAGUGCAUUUUAGAUUUUAAGGCAACUGCCUGUAAUUUAUAGCUGCUGAACAGGUGCAGUAGAGCCAUAUAAUUUCACUGCCUGCUAUGUGGCAAGUGUAAAAUACCUGUAGAGGGACAAGUGCUUCAGACACUUAAAAUCAGAUAGUGCCAUUAUGCUGAUUUAAAUCAGAGCUAUUUCCCAAAUGCAAGUGUAAAAGCUUUGUAGAACUGCAGUUCAGUAAAUCUGUAAUUUUAAGAUGCCAAACUAGUUGCAGAAGAACAAAAGGUCAGGUUUGUUAUAAAGACAUAAUGAAGAAAUACUGAGCGUGAGAAAAUGGCACUGACAGUUGAAGCUUUUAGCUUUCUGUGCUUGGGAAGAGGACAAAAGCCUUUCCUGUCCUCUGCAGUUUCUAACGUUGGUUAAUAAUCUACUUAGUGACAAUUUAUAAAGUCAGUUUGAUUUUUCUUCUGACAGGCUGAGAAAUGAGAGAGUGGAGUUGGCAUUCAUUUUCACUAGUUGUUGUCCCAGGAGACAGUCAUGUCCACUUCUCUUAAAACAAGCUAGAGGUUUAUAUUAACCUGAGUAACACCUUAUUUCUUCUGAGCAACCAUAUUCUGUAGGUUCUCCGUAAGAGUAACCUGUGUGACCUGUCUGCCCAUGAGGAAUUGUUGGUCAGGGGGUGGGGGGUGUAUGCGUCUUAAAUCCAUGAGUCGUACAUGCUUUUCACCUCCAAACCCUGAAUUGGCUUGCUGUGCAGUGAUAAAGUGUAAUGUUAAGAGGCAGAUGUUACAAUAGCUUUGCAGCUGGGAAGGAAGUGUAGGGAGAGUGCAUGCUUGUGAGAGCUGCACAGUGCUAUUUUUAGUUGCUUAGUUUUCGUUCUGUUGUAGAAAUAAUUAUUAAUGUCUUUUUGUUCUUGUUCAGAAGGCUUGCUUGCCCUCUCCCUUCCCCCUGCCAGAAGACUGGAAUAGUUUAAGCCUUCUAAAACAUGAAUGUCUUCUUCAAAAUUUGGCAAAGUGUAAUACAAGAUGAGUUCGAAGUAGCCCUUGCUAAAGGGCUAAAUGAACUUUUUUCACAAAGUAAUUACACUUCAGUGCUGGUUUUUCUUCCAUAAGUUGAUGUGAAUUAAGCUGAAGGAUCUUGUUCUUGUCAACGUGUAAUACUAGCUUGCAUUAUUGUCUGUGAUAGGUCUUACGUAAUACAUAAAUUAAGGGGAAAGAGUAGCUUUCAGUAGUCUUGUAGGAAACCUGCAGGGAUACUUUCAAGCGUUAACUUGUUUACCGUUGGAUUAGGAAUGUGACUCUUCCUUGAGGAUGCCUGCUUAAAUUCUUGGAUUCAUGGCUGUUCAUUCUUCCCUUUUUCUUUGUCUGUUUUGCUUCCUUUAAGGCCAUUCUCAUUCUUCUAUCUUUUCUUGCAUUUAAUUCACUAUAUUCAAUGACCAGAACAUUUGCUCUAGUUUAAGUGUUUGAUGAGAAUGCAGCUAUGUAGAAACAAGGCAUCUGCAUGCUGGCUUAUGCUGCAUCUAUUCAGAGUGUCUACCAUUUUACACUUGCUUUUUUUCCUUACUGUUUUUGCAGAUGAUAUCUAAAGGCACUGAAACUCUAAGGCUAGAAAUUGUUAUUGCUUGCUUCACCCCCCACUCCUGCCCUAGUUCUACUGUAAUAGGUGACUCAAUCACCAGUGGUAGAAUAUGGCUGGACAAAUAUCAGAAUCUGAUCAGAUCAAGCAGUUCAAGGAGUUUCUUGGAACAUAUAAUAAACUUACAGAAAACUGCUUCCUGGAUUGCAUAAAGGAUUUCACUAGCAGAGAGGUUAAACCAGAGGAGAUGACCUGCGCAGACCACUGCCUACAGAAGUAUUUAAAAAUGACACAAAGGAUCUCCAUGAGAUUUCAGGAGUACCAUAUUCAGCAGAAUGAAGCUCUGGCAGCUAAAGCAGGACUGCUUAGCCAACCUCGUUAGACAAGAGCACUCUGUUCAGACUUUACAAGCAGUGCCAGUGUUCGUUGGGCAAGAACACAAUUUGGAUUUUCUUACUGUCAGGAUGUAUGUCCAGCAACUCUGAAGAAAGUUCUAGAUGCCGUUCAGACAGUGGAAACCAUGAAGGGUUAAACAAGAAGUUAAUCAUGGUGGACUGGCAAUGGAGUCUGUUUCUGAGGUCCUUUUCACUCUGCAGCGGAGUAGUAUUGAUACAAACUUUUCCAGGGCCCACAGACUGGUAUGUUUAAAUUUCAGGGGUGGUGGGAGUGUUAUACUUCCUGUCUGCUAGGGUUGGUUCAGAUGAAAAAAGUGUAAUAUGGGAAAUACACUGUUUUUUUAUUUAAUUCAAGUGAAAUAAAUGGGAACUGUAUACUUGUA